Messenger RNA from Plectropomus leopardus (leopard coralgrouper), 1623 nucleotides. The record is from RefSeq and is a predicted model, not a curated record. NCBI's taxonomy places the organism in Eukaryota, Metazoa, Chordata, Actinopteri, Perciformes, Serranidae.
GAUCACAGCAGCUGUGGAGAAAGUGGAGCUGCUGUGGCAGCAGGCCUUUUCUAAGGCCCGUCUCCAGCUGCAGGUGUUCCAGCUGCGAGAGGACGCUCUGCAGAUCACAGAGCAGAUCAAAACUCUUCUUCAGGAAAAACUCCAGCCGUACAAAAUCGAGAUCGCCAGGGAUGCUGCAAAGGCGGCCAAACUGGUGGCUGAAUUUGAGGCGUCCAUUUACACUCCUGCUAUGGCCCUGGUUCGCUGUGCUGAAGAUGUGAUCCACACCGUGGCAGAGAUCCUGCUGCUGGACGGACAGAGCAGGGAGCACUGGGUUCUGGAUGUGGAGAGGCUGAAGGAGAAACUCAGCUCUGCCGUGCACUUCAUUCUCCAAACCCUCAGAGCAGUUUCCAACUACCAUCACUAUUACAACAAGGCGAGCAGCUGGUACCGUGAGGUCCUGGGUGCGAACGUCCUGCAGCUGCUGCUGUCGGGGGUUAAUGGAGACGGUUUUCCCACACUGAGGCAGAGGAGGACCUUGGGCUCCAUCCCCUCAUGGAGGUACAAACUGUCUACUUUCCUGAAGAAGAAUCCCCCUCCAGACAUGGAGGAGCUGGUUUAUCUGGCUCAUCUGUCGAAUACCAUCCCUGAUGAUGAAGUCCAGGAGGCGGGCAAGCGGAUGUCUCAGCGGUGUGCGACCCUGAGGAAACUGCUGAUGUCUUCAGGGCCUGUGGCUGUCAGUGACCUCCAGAUGGCCCUACAGUGGCAGUACGAGCUGUUGCGGAGCAGCCAUGUCGAUAAUUCCUCUGACGGUGCCACAGAGAGAACGGCUAAAGAUGUUGAAGAGCUCGCUAAAUGUGAAAAUGGAAAGGAAGCAGCUCGUCUUCUCGGAGCGUCUCAUUCGGCUGCCGUUUCUAGGACGGUGGCAGCUGAGGACAAACCCCCCUCCCUCAGCUCCUUCGACUCCGGCUUUGAUGGAGCUGGGAGCAGCCAGCUGGAGGCCUGUGGAGGGAGGGAAGGACUGGAAGGUCUGCCUAGACUGGCUGGGACCAGGGAAUCUGUGAAACCUGCUAUGAUCCAGCCUCAAAUCCACACUGAGAACCUCUCCAGUGUUUCAGACUCUGAAGAUCACGGAGAGGAGUUUGACCUGGGCUCUGUGGGAAACUCCUCCAGGGCCAGCAUUCAGAUCAUCCCCAAAGUAACCACAGAUUCCCUUAAUUUCGAGAUUAAAGUGAAGCGCUCAGCUGCGCUACCCAAUAACCCCUGGCUUAGCUUGCCUGUAGACGAUCUGGAAAACUCGUACACAGUGACCAUCACGCAGAACCCAACACCUCAGAGAGACCUGCAGCUCCUGGAUCCCUCUGACCCUUGCAUUGAAGCCAACCAGUCCAGCAGGUCUCGAGAUCAGCCCACACAGACGGAGGUUCUGAGCAGCGCAAAGCCCAGAGAGCCUCAGGACAGGGACUGGACUCUACAGUUGCAAAGCAGUUUGGAGGAUCCUGAACUAAGUCCCAUUCGCAAUGUCCUCUCCAGCACCAUUACAGAAACGGGAAGAGACAAGUCCAUGUGCACCACAGAGGGAAACCCGACUCUGCUCUGGGAUUCUUACGAUCUCCAUGACCAGAAUCAGGAUGCUGUUGAUGG